This is a messenger RNA of Ichthyophthirius multifiliis, 2418 nucleotides long. Its product is annotated as phospholipid-translocating p-type flippase family protein, putative. Gene Ontology annotation, biological process: phospholipid translocation. The transcript has 5 exons. Gene Ontology annotation, molecular function: ATP hydrolysis activity; ATPase-coupled intramembrane lipid carrier activity; ATP binding. NCBI's taxonomy places the organism in Eukaryota, Ciliophora, Oligohymenophorea, Hymenostomatida. The record is from RefSeq and is a predicted model, not a curated record. Gene Ontology annotation, cellular component: plasma membrane.
AUGUUGUCAUACUGUAAUCGUUAAUAAUAAAUUAAGAAGGAAGACUCAAUUUAUACUGCUUCUUCUCCUGAUGAAUAUGCUAUUAUUAAUUUUACGAAAUUUGUAGGAGUAGAGUUUAGAAAAUUAGACGAUAAUAAUAAUAUUAUAAUUCAAUAUAAAAAUAAAAAGAUUAUUCUUUAACUUCUUCAUGUUUUUGAAUUCGAUUCUAACAGAAAAAGUAAUAAAAAAAAUUAUUUUAUUUUUCCUUAAAAACUUAAUAAAAAUUAGUACUUUCUUUAUUGUAAAGGAGCAGAUUCGGAAAUUAUAAAUAGAAGAAGUUAAGAGACUGAUUAAUAAAUGUUAUAAAAUUUAAAUCAAAAACUUUCCUAAUUCGGUGCUUAAGGCUUACGUACAUUAAUGUUAGCCGAAAAGGAAAUAGACGAAUAAUAUUAUUUUAAUUGGUUAAAGAAAUAUAACUAAGCUUAAAAUUUCUUAUUUGAUAAAGAUACAGAUUUAGAUUAAUUAUAAAGCGAGAUGGAAAAGGAUUUGAAAAUUUUAGGUGCAACAGCGAUUGAAGAUAAACUUUAAAAUGAAGUUCCUCAAACAAUUGAGGCUUUGAAAAAUUCUGGAAUAUAAAUUUGGGUACUUACAGGUGAUAAGAUUGAAACUGCAAUUAGUAUUGCUCAUUCAUGUAAGUUAUUAGAUGAUAGUUUAGAGAAAAUAAUUAUUACAGUAGAUACUGAAAAGAAAAUUGGUAACAAUGCUAAGAGAAAACGUAAUUUAUAUAUAAUGCUAAUAUUUCUAUAAGUUUAUUAUUUAAAUACUAAAAUCUACAACAAAAAUUAUAAAAAAAAUAUUAUAUUUAAAAAAAAUAAUAACACAUAUUUAUAUAUAUAUAUCUUUUAAUUCUAGAAUAAGUAAGCUAUUACUUUAGCUAUCGGAGAUGGAGCAAAUGAUGUUAAUAUGAUAAUUGCAGCUCAUGUAGGAGUCGGUAUUUAAGGAAUGGAAGGUUAAUAAGCAGCUAGAGCAAGUGACUAUUCAAUAUCUUAAUUUAAAGAUUUACAAAGACUUUUAUUUUAUCACGGAAGGGAAUGUUAUAGGAAAAACACAUAAUUAGUUUGUUAUAAUUUUUUUAAAAACAUUUUACUUGUUAUGCCUUAAUUUUGGUAUGGAUGGACAAGUUUGUUUAGUGGAUAAACUUUAUAUAAUUCAUUUAUUUAUUAACUUUUUAAUAUAUUUUUUUCUUCAGUUCCUAUUAUGGUUUUUGCUGUUUGGGAUUAUGAAUAUGAAGAUUAUGUUUUAUAAUAAAAUAAAAGAAAAAAUUAUUAUUUACAAGGAAUUAAAAAUUAACUUUUUAAUCCAAAAGUUUUUUGGAUUUGGUUUGUUUCUGCGUGUGUUUAAGGCGGUAUAAUUUUUGUUAUUUCUUUUUUUUCAAUGGAAAGCAAUUUCAUUGAUUAAGAAAAUGGAUAUUAAUAAUGGUUUUGGGCUAGUGGUACUAUGGUUUUUGGAUUAGUAGUGGUAAUUUCAAAUUUAAAAGUAUUAAUAAUUUCUAAUAAUCACUCUAUUGGAUCUAUAUUUUUUAAUAUUUUCUCAUUAUUAGCUUAUUUGGCUACUUGGGGAAUCGCAACUAAUAUGGAAACUACAGAAUAAACUUAAAUUACAGAUUUAUAUAAUACAUUAUAAUAGUAAAAAUAAUAAUAUAUUUUAUACUUUUAAUCUUUCGAUAUUAAAUAAAAAAGAAUGUUUAAAACUUUAAAUUUUCAUUUAGGAAAUAUUCUUGCAAUUACAGUAACUUCAUUUUUUGAUUGGGCUAUUUCUUUAUAUACAAGUAUUAGUUUUUUUAUAUAUAUAAAUAAAUCAUCUAAUUUAAAAUAAAAGAAUGGUCAUAUGAUGAAAUAUAAAUAAAUUAAUAAUAAAAAAGUUUAAAAUAAUCAUUUAAGACUUAAUCAGGACUUUGCUAAACUUACAAAAUUUCAAUUGGAAAUUAAAAAGGAUAAUAAGAGUUUUAAACUUGUUAUUUAAAAACUAAUACUGGUUAUGCGUUUAACCAAAUUGAUAAAUAUAAAUAAAUUACUUAGGAAGAUUAAAAAAUGUGUUGAAUAUUAAUUUAAAGAAUAUAUAGAAAUAAAUAUAUUAUUAAUAUUUUUCGAUAGUUUUUUUUUGUUUUAGUAAAAAAUUAAAUGGAUAAUUUUAUAUUAAUUAUAUAAAUAUAAAUUUACAAUUUUAAUCCAUUAUUUUAUUUUUUUUUGGGGAAAAACAAAAAAAUAUAUUUAAAAAAAGAAAUUAAAAAAUAAAUAAAAUGACCAUCUAAUUAGAAUAAAAUUAAUAAAUAGAAAUUAUAUCUACAUUAUAAGAUAGAUAAUAAAUCAUAAAUCCAACAAAACUCCCAUAAGUAACUAUUUCUAUAAAUACUACAUUCGAAAAUUCACUAAAAAAUGA